Molecule: messenger RNA, 1757 nt
Organism: Anopheles stephensi (Asian malaria mosquito)
Lineage: Eukaryota; Metazoa; Arthropoda; Insecta; Diptera; Culicidae
Gene: Spag1
Product: sperm-associated antigen 1
Exons: 3
Coding region: 345-1568 (407 amino acids)
Cellular component (GO): mitochondrion; cytosol
Molecular function (GO): heat shock protein binding
Source: RefSeq, a predicted model, not a curated record
ACCGUACUGCUAUCUUCAAGAUGACUUAAUAUUACUUAACACAUUCUAUUAUUUUCAGCACCAAGAGAAGUGAAGUAAAAAUAUUAUAUUUUGUAAAAAAUAUUCAAAAAUACUUAGUUACAUAAUUUUUAAUAACAACAAUUAUUGCACUUUCAAACACGGCACCUUUGACCUUGGUAUCGACAAAACUCCAUCGUAGGGACCAGUCGUUUGCUCCAAAAAUAACACUCAACCCUUCACCAUAGCAACGAGAGCUAUAUUUCGCUUGCUUCGCUCGAUUGCACCAGUCAACGUUCUCGGCAUCCAGCACACGCAGUUGCAGUUGAACGUUAGCGGUGGAAAAAAUGGCGAACAAACCGAAGAGGCUGCUGGAAAAGUAUGAUCUACUGUUGGAUAAUUUAGAUUUCGAAUACCUUCGCCAAAGUAACAACGCGCGCGAGGUGGAAAACAUUCUGAAAGUGUUACGAUCCGGCGAAGAAGGACACUUCCCCCAGUUGACAGCGUACGCAGAGGAGCGGCUGAAGUCACUGCGUCCCGACAGCAAACUGCUGCGAAAGGAGCAACCGCUAGCGACGCAACACACAAUGCCGGCGGAGCAGUGGCAAACAAUCUCCACACGGCUAAACGAAUGGCAGAGCAUGAUGAAAGCAAUCGAGGAGGACCUACGGUCGAUGCAGGACGAAACGGAUGAUCCGACCGUUCCGCGCAUCCGAAGCAUUCCCGCGGCUAAUCCCGUGGUGGAAGAACCGCCAACAGUGGUGUCCGAAUCGAAGUACAUAAAGUACUGUGAUUAUGACAAGUGGGACAAGUUUGACGCCGAUACGGAGAUGCUCAAGAUGGACCUGGACGAGGAACGCCACCGGGAGAUGGUGCGGAUAAACAACCGGAAGAACAGCGAGAAGCCUAAAAUUGUAGAACUUCCGCCGGAGGUGAAGCUGUCGCAGCAGGAAAGGCAAGUCAUUGCGCGCAAGCUACGGGAGAAAGGCAACGAUAGUUUUCGUGCCAAGGACUACAGCGAGGCUGUGGAGGAGUACGACAAGAGUCUGGCAUUGUGUCCCACGGCGGCUUGCUACAAUAAUCGAGCCAUGGCAUAUAUAAAACUACAACGCUACAGCGAGGCAAUAGCCGAUUGUGACCAAUGUUUAGCACUGGAACCAACAAACCUUAAGGCCCUCCUGAGAAAAGCACAAGCUUUAACGGCGAACGACAACAGACGAGAGGCCUACAAGGUGUACUUGGACGUUCUUCGGCUGGAGCCCACGAACAAUAUCGCGCUGAGCAGUACGGCCAACUUGCGUCGUCAGCUGACCGAUCUCCCACCACCGAAUGCCGUACGUAUGGUCAUCGAAGAGGUAAGCAAUGCCGAAGCAGAGAUCGACUUCCGUGACCUCGUACGGCCAAAGAAAAUCGUGAAAGACAUGGUACCGGAAGCGAUCUCAAAACUGCAGAAGGAUACCGUCAGCUUGUUGCGCCGACAGGCUGAAAAGAUGAAAGACCGCCCUACGGAAGAGAGGACCUUGUUCCCUGAGCCACCCCAACGGAGUACUCCGCUGAUAGAAGAAUUGUAGUUCCGCUGAGGGUCAGCAUAAUCGUGUACAUUGUAACAAAAUCUUACGUAGAAUCUCCAUAAAAAGGUAUGGAUGAGAUUGAUAGGCGAUUAGAGGGCUAAUAAAGGAGAGUUAACCAAAUUGCUCACGCAUCCGUUGUCUUGCUAGCGAUUGUCGGCUCAGUGCAGCAGCUACGCCGGGAACGAAAAA